Molecule: messenger RNA, 2613 nt
Organism: Diachasmimorpha longicaudata
Lineage: Eukaryota; Metazoa; Arthropoda; Insecta; Hymenoptera; Braconidae
Product: transcription factor Adf-1
Exons: 4
Coding region: 112-897 (261 amino acids)
Biological process (GO): regulation of transcription by RNA polymerase II
Cellular component (GO): nucleus; transcription regulator complex
Molecular function (GO): DNA binding
Source: RefSeq, a predicted model, not a curated record
GGCGCAACUUGUUCCGCACCGUAACCGCAGUCACCAGUUCUGUAAUACAACUUCAGCGUAUCGUCAGUCCGCGUGAGUUUGUACCGACGUUUGUGCUCUCCGCAUCGAAAAAUGUAUCCCCGUCGAGGAAAUUCAAAGGUAAUUCCACUAUCGGAGACGCAUAUGAUUGACGUUGAAAAAUUCAUAAUUGAGGUAAAAAAAAAGCCAAUAGUCUAUGACUAUAGACACGAUAUGUAUGGAGACAGAGCGGCAAAAACCAAAGCAUGGAACGAAAUUGCUGCAGCCAUUAUCGACGAUUGGGAGCGUAUGAGUUCGGAAACACGGGAAACUAUGGAGAAAAUUUUGCGGAGUAAAUGGCGACAUAUCCGCGAUUAUUUUACUAAGGAACUCAAGGCGCGACAGCUGACAGCAGCAGGAAGUCCCAGAAAGAGAAAACCAUACGCUUAUUUCAAAAACUUGUCAUUUCUGUUGCCAAUAAUCGAGGCCAAGAAGGGAACAAUGACGGCUAAUGGGGACACAAACGAGUACAAAACGGAGGAAGUCAUGUGUGAAGGGGAUACUGAUUCACUAGACGUUACUUUCGAGAACAGUCCACAACCCACUGUAUCAUAUAUGAAUCACUCAAAUGGAUCUACAAGUAAUUCACACAUGAUUGAUCCUCUCUCAGAGACGUCCCUGGGGCCCUUUGACACCGACAUUCCCGAAGUUAUUUCCUCGCACAGUGGCCAGAGAGCUAUACUAGAUGAGGAGGACUACGAGAAAAUGUUUCUCCUCUCACUAUUGCCCUCCCUUCGUCUAGUACCGGAGAACAUGAAGCUGCAAGUAAAAAUAGAUAUGCAACAGGUUAUAGCUAAUGCUCUGCACACCAAUAACACAAGGAGUGGGUUACUGUCGUAGAGGCAGCUGGCGUGCGGUAAACCACUGGCCGCAACCCUGCGUCGGCCGUGCAUCACACCGGCCACUGUAUCAACCCCAACGCCCUCCCGACGCACCAAACCCCCGGGAUUGCACACCACAUUGGCUAUUUCUGCACUCACGACACGGUGUAUACUAGGGUCCAUGCACCAGUUAUCAUCUAGACGAGGGUAGUAACGAAUUUUUAACUUCUCGACCCGAGAAGAGGAUUAUUAGAUGGCAGCGUAAAAUCUCCGAAUGAAAAGUACAUGAGAAUGAGAGAGUAGUUACAUCACUAUCGAUUUUUGGUGACGCUUUUUGUUCACAUGAUUAUCGCCGAACAUGAGUCAGUACAACCUGAGGUAGUCAAUGUACGAGCACGAGCUCAUAUUCCACAUAAUGAGGGCGGACGAGAAACAUCAAGAGAUGCGCCACAGCGAACGUUCGCGGGCGUAAUUGAAAUUUGCCAGAAGGGCCCUCUCUCCCAUCAGACGAGGCCGCCUUUUCACUGCAACCUAUCCCCGGAUCUCCUUCAUAUACUAAAUUUUCGAUUAUCGGCCUUAAUCCGCCGUUACAAAUCAAUUCCUCAAACACGUAUCGCAGAUAAAGCAAUCAGAGUGCCGAAUUACUUCAUUAAUUUCAAAAAAAUGAAAAAUUAAACCUAAAAACUAGCACAUGAUACUCACAUACUGAUGAAUUUUUCAGGUGGAUAAUGGUUGGAAAUUAUCGUCAGCACAUCGGAGUCCAUUGUUUCAAGGUUUUUCAGCCGACAAAAAGCAUGAAACAAAAAAAAUAUUCCAUUAUAAGUAUUUCGUGGGAUUAAAAACUUCCUGUUGAGUGGCGAAGCAAAAAAAAAAUACAAAUAAACUCUCGAGCUCUGGUGGCUCGUGUCUAACUUGGCAAGCCAAUCCGUCAUGAUCAACUCGGGACCUGUGAUUUAAUUGUCACCAUUCCAGAUAUGGCCCCGAUAUCGCGAGGAAGGGAACGAAAGUCCAAAACAGAAGAGAAAGCGAGCCAAAAAAAAAAUUAUAAAAUAGGUGAACCAUGAGCUCACGUGAUAGCGCUCAUCACGAAUCUCCCCCCGCCCCCCCCCGACCUGGGAAUGCGCCGGAAUAUCAAGAAGAAUUGUUCAAAAAUCGCUGAAAAAAAAAUAUAACGAUAAAAAAAAAUAUCGAAACACCUAGAACACCCGUUCAUCACUUUGUCCUGGCACUCGUGUUGUUCUCCAUACGCCAGGGCACCGUGUGCACCCGAUGCACUUCAGUAGAAUAUAAGUUUAGAUGCGUGGUGCACGAGAGAGUGAGUGUAUGUCUCGUGGUUCUGUAUAAUUUGACAUGUUGUCGUACACGUUAUUAUUCAGAUAGAUCUCGAGAUACGCGGGUAGUCGGUUGAGUCUCUCCUUCCUCACCCCUCCCUUCCCUCGUCGUAGUCCCUCAACUUCUACCUCCCCUCCCGCCCCUUCUACUGCCUCUUUUAACCUCUUCGUAUCCUUUUUCAACCCCCGCAUGUAUACAAUACAAGUGUCGUAACAUGCACGAAGGAACUGACGACGAAUUUAAUGUCACGAGAGCUGAGAAACACGCUCCUCCCCAUUACCACAAAAUUGAGAAUAAUUUUUUUUUUUCAUUAACUGGCUAACGUUUUUUCAUUGGGGUUUUUGUGUCUGAAAGAAUAUAGAGAGAAAAGCUUGAGAAACGUUCUGGCGACGGUCACUGAAAA